Molecule: messenger RNA, 1391 nt
Organism: Macroventuria anomochaeta
Lineage: Eukaryota; Fungi; Ascomycota; Dothideomycetes; Pleosporales; Didymellaceae
Exons: 2
Coding region: 322-1383 (353 amino acids)
Cellular component (GO): cytoplasm
Source: RefSeq, a predicted model, not a curated record
UAUUUAACAUAGACGAUUGCGUUUGUAAAGGCUUUUCUCCCGCAUGGCACUGCCCGUAGUGCUGUGAUGGCGGGGAUGGCGCCAGCUUGUACCUCCAAAACUGCGUCAUCAGCCUCAACAAACAACCACCAUCCUGAAAGCCACAUACAGAAAUUACUCACACACCGCAACCUAGAUCCUAUGUAUUAUUCGACUGAGACUCCGAUUGACAUUCCUACACGCUCAAGGGUCUCACCAUAGUUCUCAGCAUAGCCGAAGUAUCGAUUCAAGCUUUCGCAUACUGCCGUCAUCCGACCCAAACCUACCUCUGGAAGUAUUCCCAUGGCUUCAGCCGCCAAUCUGUCAGCCUUGCCAAAGUCGAAGGCGCAUACGGAAAAUGGUCCCACAGCCACCACUAAGCCCUCAGAAGAAGCUGGAGCCGCUUACCACAACGAAAUCACAAUACAGGACAACCCAUAUUUCGAACAUCCAGAUCAACUAGAAUCAACUGGACCAAAAUACAACAAAAACAUCGAGGACCUCGUGAUUGUCUGCUGUCAUGCCAUCUUCCACCCUAACGUCGAAGCUCCUGACUUCCCCACACACAACCCUCACGAUGAAGGCAACUGGCACCUAGCGCCUUUCCAGAAGUCAGAUCCAGCAACGGGCAAGCCUGGCGAGCAUCAGACGUUUCUAGCGCAUAUCCAAGCCAGCCUCGACAUCGUGACUACUGGGACCAACGCCACCUGGAAGGAAGACGUGCCGUGGAACCAAGACAGCACCAUUCUCGUAUUCAGCGGUGGCGCUACGAAACGGAAUCUCACAUCAAUUAGUGAAGCUCGCUCCUACUACCAUGCAGCGCUAGCUCAAGAGCUCGGUCAAGGCCACAUCGGUGGUGGCCGUGCCCACCAACUUUACAGCAAGGGACGGAUAUUGCUUGAAGAACGCGCUACCGACUCCCUCCAGAACCUACUGUUCAGUAUCCUAUUAUUUCGGCAGACAAUUGGGCGGUAUCCUAGAAACAUCCGUGUUAUCACACAUGCAUUCAAGUCGAAACGCUUUCUUGAACUGCAUGCUCCUGCGAUUCACUGGCCCAAAGACCGAAUACAAGUCCAAGGCAUCGAUCCAGUCAUGUCCAGUGCUGAGAUCAAGAGUACGUUGGAAGGAGAAGAGAAGUUCGGAUACGCUCCCUGGACGCAAGACCCACUGGGGACUGGGGAGGUACUCGGUGGGAAGAGGAAACAGCGGGGAUGGCACGAAGAGCAGGCGAAAGAUCUCACAGAGGGGCUAGAAGAGAGCGUCAAGAAGCUGCUUGAUGGAAAAGUAUCUGAGGGGCUACCUUGGGCGCACCUGCCAAAGCGAGAAGUAAAGGCUUCGACUGGACCACCGCCUCUCCGCUACUAGUUGCAGCG